AUGAGGACAGUUAUACUUCUGCUGACUCUUUUGAAUGGGAUUUAUACAGCCCCGGUAAUGAAAGAGGAAGAAGCAAAGCAAUUCAUCCGUCUGAAAAGACAGGCCCAGUAUCCAGGCACAGGGUACUGGGACCCUUACCACUCACAAAACCAAUGGGGAUACACUAUACAAGAGCAGGCAAAUGAGUACUGGACGAUGCUUCGAGCAGAUGCUCAGUAUUACAUGGACAUGGGCAACCUGAUGUUUGACCGUGCCGUUGCCACUGAAAAUAACAGGCUUUACAUGGAAAUGCUACGGAAUGCUCGAGCUCAUCUUGAUGGACAAACAGAAAGACACUGAGCGCUACAGAAGGACGUGCUGGC
Molecule: messenger RNA, 362 nt
Organism: Conger conger (European conger)
Lineage: Eukaryota; Metazoa; Chordata; Actinopteri; Anguilliformes; Congridae
Exons: 4
Coding region: 1-339 (112 amino acids)
Source: RefSeq, a predicted model, not a curated record